UUAAAAUACAUAAGAUCGAGUCUAAUCGAAAGGAAUCGAAUAAAAUUCUGACCUAAACAAGGUUGCAUCUCGCUUAUUUAUCUGUAAAAUCCUUCUUGUCCAUAUCAAUAAUAAAAUUCAUCUAUAGUCCAUAAUCCUAUGUCGAUUUCUUCUCGUGAUUGCAUAACGAGAAACACGCAUGAUAUGAUUGCGAGAAUGAGCAUCCGUACCGAAGGUUUCUGGGAUGCUGCGGACACAUCCAAAAGCAGAUGAGGGAAUGCAUAAAGGAACAAAGAGAGAUUCAAAGGAAGAAAAACGCAAAAGUCAGACACAAAAUAAUAAAGAGAGAAAGUUCGCAGUCGGAAAGUAGCAAUUAAUUGUUAAUACACCAAUAAUUUUAUUAUUAAUAAUUGAACUAUUGAUUUAUUAAAAAAUAAUAGAUUUAAAUUUACUUUUAUAAUCUUAUAUACGUUAUAUAUGCGUUACUUGUGACAAUAGAAUACGCACCGAUUUGAAAUAUACACUCUAGAAUCUAGAAUUUGGAAUUUAAUAUGGAUUUAUUAUCAGACGUUCAUGAGCCAGAGAUCAAACGUUUGAAAUUUGAGAAUGAGUGUGAUGAGAAAUUGUGCAAAAAGGAGCAGAAUAGCAAAGAAAAUUUUAUUCAAGAAAGUACUUCUGAUUCAAAAGAAAUCUUUUCUGAACAGCAGGAGGAAGAUAAUGAAAGAAUGAUAGAAGACGAUGAGAAUUCAGUAGUUAUUGAUAGCGAUGACGGGUUUAAAUUUCCUCCUGACGAUGAUGCUUCCGAUAUGUUAGAUGAAGUGGAAUACAAUGGUUACUUUCCCACUGUUACCGAUCGCUAUUUUACUCCCUAUUACAAAGUAAACGUUCAAUUACCUGAAGACGAUAUAUGCAUAAGAAUACACAGCAAUCGUAUUUGUAUGCUGUCUCUGGCACCUAGUCACAUCAUUCUACAAGGUGAUAAAGAUAUAAAAACGAUCAACUUUAAAGUCAGUGAUAAGUUAGAUAGAUCUCUGAAUAAAGUCUCAGGUAAAGGUAAGCAUGGCGCGCAACCAUUGCAAACUAAUUCCAAUAUCUGUAGCAUAUCAUGUUCUGACGGACAGACUUAUAUGAUAAAGUGCUGCAUGAUUGGGAAGUUAGUGGAGGUUAAUGAGAUGUUGCUAGAAAAUCCAAGGCUUCUCAGAAAUCCACCACAUAAAGGUGGCUACUUGGCUAUAAUAUUACCGAACCUAAAACUUUUAGAGAAUUUGAAACAAUCUCUAUUGACUCAUGAACAAUAUAUUGAAUUAAUUAAAGAAAGAGGAAGAACAGCAGCACCACAUGAAAUACCAUAAUAUGCGGAUACAUUUAGAUAUUUGCAAUAAUCUACUUUGAUUGGAAAAUAAACUUGAUUUUAUAAAAAAAAAUUA
Camponotus floridanus (Florida carpenter ant) is the source of this 1406-nucleotide messenger RNA. Its product is annotated as protein Simiate. The transcript has 4 exons. Gene Ontology annotation, biological process: dendrite morphogenesis; regulation of filopodium assembly; regulation of actin filament polymerization. The record is from RefSeq and is a predicted model, not a curated record. Bases 531 to 1331 code for a protein of 266 amino acids. Lineage: Eukaryota; Metazoa; Arthropoda; Insecta; Hymenoptera; Formicidae. Gene Ontology annotation, cellular component: dendrite; lamellipodium; nucleus. Gene Ontology annotation, molecular function: actin filament binding; actin monomer binding.